This is a messenger RNA of Phycomyces blakesleeanus NRRL 1555(-), 423 nucleotides long. RefSeq lists its product as hypothetical. Bases 1 to 423 code for a protein of 140 amino acids. Lineage: Eukaryota; Fungi; Mucoromycota; Mucoromycetes; Mucorales; Phycomycetaceae. The record is from RefSeq and is a predicted model, not a curated record. The transcript has 4 exons.
AUGGACAUUAAAAAGAUUCUUAAGCCAACUCUAGGAGAUAUUAACACCUUCAUGCCAAGCACAUUGGUACAUUCGAUCUUCAAUGGAGAUUGCGUCAUCUGGAGUGAUGAGUCAAAGUUUAUGCUUUUUGACAAUGGUGGAAAAACUAGAAUAGGAAAGUAUCCUAAAGGAAGCUACUUCAAUUCACAUGAGCUUUCGAAGUUGGAUACUGCUAUCCGUGUGGAACGAAGCAAUAUCCUGGCUGAAAUUUUCAAGACUCAUUGCAUGUCAAUUCCUAAUUGCAUACACGAGAUGAAGAGGGUUCAUGGAGGGCAUGAGUUGCUAAGUGAAAGAAGAUCAACUAAACUAAGAAGGCUACAGUGGUCCCUCGAUAAUUUCAAGGUCAAGGCGGGGACUAAGCGCCUUGAAAUUAUCGAAGAAUGA